Molecule: messenger RNA, 2937 nt
Organism: Macrosiphum euphorbiae (potato aphid)
Lineage: Eukaryota; Metazoa; Arthropoda; Insecta; Hemiptera; Aphididae
Source: the annotation of a GenBank genome assembly
AUGGUAAUGAACCUGACGCCGUCGCGCUACUGCUGUAUCGCCCACGACUUUUUUUACACUACAAUUCGCACGGGUCACCAACCUUUACAGGACAUAGAGAUCAGGGUCGGGAAUAGCAGUGCCGAAUUGCAAAGGAACCCACUGUGUUCUUGGUUUCCAGGAACUAUCGAGGAAGGCACGACGAAAAUCCUUAGCUGCGCGCGUCAGAUAGUUGGACAGCACGUGUUCCUACAACUGGUAGGCGUCGAGGGAUCGCUGUCCCUAUGUGAAGUUGAAGUCUAUUCCACCGAAGAAUUUUCCAUCGAUCGCUGCGCGCCAGGCAGUUCAUCCGCGCAAACGGACGUGGCCGUUUUCGACAAUAAGUGUUACGAGUUCAACGUGAACCGGGGCGCGUCUUUUGCCGAAGCUCGGCAAAAAUGUCAGGCAACCAGCGGCGACAUCGUGUAUGGUUUCCGCGGGUCAUCGUCCACGUUUCUGGCCGCAGAGCUCGAGCGGCGGAAAUCCCGACUCAAAACCCAAUUGAUAUGGAUCGGUGCGCAAAAAGAACCUGGCCUUACAUCCAGGACGUGGAAAUGGGUCAACGGUGACGUGAUAACGAAACCUACGUGGGGAAAAGAUCAACCUAAUAACUACAACGGUGAACAGAAUUGCGUGGUGCUCGACGGAGGCCGUGAAUGGCUGUGGAACGACGUGGGAUGCAAUUUAGAUUAUUUACAUUGGAUUUGUCAAUACACACCGACCACCUGUGGGAGUCCCGACAUCAAGGUGAACAGUACGAUCGCCAGCCCGUAUACGUUUAAGGUGUCAUCGGUGAUUGAGUACGUCUGUCCGGAAGGGCAUGCCACACAGGGUUCGGCCAAGAGGACGUGCGGUUCUAACGGAUUUUGGACCGGGUCGGCGCCGACGUGCAAAUAUGUCGAUUGUGGGCCGUUGAACAGUAUAGAAAACGGCACCAUCACGUUGCAAGACAACGGCACGACGACGUUCAAAUCAACAGCCAAAUAUACUUGCAACCAGAAUUACAGUCUGUCAAAUGGCGACGCUAAGAGGACGUGUAACGAAGACGGAAAAUGGAGUGGACGCACACCGCAAUGUCUAUUCGACUGGUGUGGAGACCCGCCUGAAGUUCAAGGAGCAGCCGUCACCGCUACAGGUCGCAAAGCCGGAUCCGUUGCCGUCUAUUCGUGUCAUCAGGGAUUUGUGGCCGUCGGCGGACAACAGGAGUUGAAAUGCGGACUCGGAGGUGAAUGGUCCGGCAAACCGUUGGUGUGUCGGUUCGUGGACUGUGGACCACCACAAAUCAUCGAAAACGGACUGGCUUCGCUAGUAAACGGCUCCACAACGCACGGUAGCAUCGUCGAGUACACGUGCGAACAAGAUUACUGGCUACAGCCCCACACCAGCCGCCGACAGAUCUGUACUAAAGAAGCGAAAUGGUCCGCUGACCCACCCUCGUGCCAACUUAUCACGUGUCAAGAGCCCGAAGUGCCUACCGGAGGUUACGUAGUCGGCUAUGACUUCAAUAUCCACUCGAGCAUCGAAUACCACUGCGACCCCGGUCACAAAUUGAUCGGCACGACCACGUUGCAGUGCAACAACAACGGCGAAUGGAAUACGACACCGCCAGAAUGUCAAUACAUUGAUUGUGGUAAACUCACGCCGCCAGUUUACGGUACGUUACACUAUUCCAACGACUCCACACACCUCGACAGUGAGGUCAAAUAUAGUUGCAGUAACAACUACAGAUUGACCGGAACAGCGAUACGACGUUGUCUUGAAAAUCAAGCGUGGAGUGGGACCGCUCCGAAAUGCGAAGAAAUAAGAUGCCCGGAACCAAUUUUACCAGAACACAGUGUACUGUCGGUGACAGGUAACGAUCGUUUAUACGGACGGACUUUGAUAAGGACUUCAUCUGAUGCUGUUUCAACGUCUACGUACAAGAUAGGCGCUCUAGUAAAAUAUCGCUGCGAAAGAGGAUACAAAGUCGUCGGCGAACCGAUAAGUAAUUGCGACGACACCGGUUCGUGGACAGGCGUAAUACCACAAUGCGUUUAUGUCGACUGUGGAACUCCCGAGAGUAUCGACAACGGGAAAUUCAAUUUAGUAUCCAACGUUACGUAUUACGGUUCGGCGGUGUUGUACGAGUGCGACGAUCACUUCCAACUCGACGGACACGGCAGAAGAUUGUGUCUUGAAAACGGCACAUGGAGUUCGGAAACGCCAAAAUGUCAAGAAAUAAAUUGUGACGAGCUCAAGAGCGAAAACAGUCUCUCGGUGAGGGUGGCGUCGAGAACAGUCGGAGGAAUAGCGGAAUACACGUGUCCGCGAGGAUAUUUCACGAUAGACAACACUACGAGACAAUGUUUGCCAAAAGGAUCGUGGAGCGGGAGACCACCGACGUGUCAAAUGGUCGACUGUAAGCAUCCAGGCCCGAUCGAAAACGGUAGAGUCAUAAUAAUGAACGAUACCACGACAUACAACAGCGCGGCAGAAUACCACUGUGUACCUCAUUUCCAAAGAAUGGGUCCUUACAUGAGAAAAUGUUUGGACGACGCUCAGUGGUCAGGAGAACAACCAUAUUGCCAGUCCAUAAGUGCAGUAAUAAGUGACACCAGAACCUUAGGUCUAGCUGUUACUGUCGGAGGUGGCAUUGUUUUAUUCCUAGUCAUACUUCUUGCCUUAAUUUAUUUAAGAUUAAAACGGCCAACUCCAGUAAAAAAUACAGAAAAUGUAGAAGGAGCAGUACGCAAAGAAGAACAGAAUACAGCAGUCAUGUCAUACGCUUCAUUAAGUGAUGUACAGAAUCAUAUCUAUGAUUCGGUAACAGACUAUACAUAUGAUGAACCAAACAGCUACUAUGAGCCAUCACCCGUCUCUAAAGCAAAAUCAGACCACUCUGGAGCCACUGUAACAAUUAACGGCGUAGCUAUUCGAUAA